AUGUCCGGCGCUCAGGAGAUCGGCAGGUCCAAGGGAGGCGACGCCAUCGCCCCGACCCCGCAGAACACCCCUCUCAGCAACGCCCCGCUGACCCGAGAGGCCCUCUCGCGGCCCACUGUCGGAACCAUUGGCGAGGAGGAUGAGAGCGCCCAGGACGUCGCCGCCGCUCUGCAGAGCAACCCUGCCCUCGCCGGCAUGAUCCAGGACAAGCUGACCAGCCUGGUCGGAAGGUCGUCGGGCUACAUCGAGUCGCUCCCUUCGCACAUCAGGCGCCGCGUCGAGGGCCUCAAGGGUGUCCAGGUCGAGCACACCAAGAUCGAGGCCGAGUUCCAGAAGGAGAUCCUCGAGCUCGAGAAGAAGUACGCCGAGAAGUACCGCCCGCUCUACGAGCGCCGCGCCGCCAUCAUCCAGGGCAAGAACGAGCCCAGCGAGGACGAGGUCAAGGCCGGCGAGGCCGUCGACCAGGACGACGAGGACGAGGACGAAGAGGAGAAGAAGGAGUCGCUGGCCGCCGCCACCGCCCCCGCCGACGCCGCCAAGGGCAUCCCCGAGUUCUGGCUGACGGCGCUCAAGAACCACAUUGCGCUCUCGGAGCUCAUCACUGAGCGGGACGAGGAGGCGCUGCGCCACCUCGUCGAUGUCCGCAUGAGCUACCUGACCGAGCAGGCCGGCUUCAAGCUCGAGUUCGAGUUUGACUCGGCCAAGAACGAGUUCUUCUCCAACCAGCUCCUCACCAAGGCCUACUACUACCAGGACGAGGUCGGAUUCUCGGGAGACCUGGUCUACGACCACGCCGAGGGAUGCCAGAUUGACUGGAAGGAGGACAAGGACCUCACCCACAAGAUCGAGACCAAGAAGCAGCGCAACAAGAACACCAACCAGACGAGGACAGUGAAGCGCUCGGUUCCCGUCGAGUCGUUCUUCAACUUCUUCUCGCCGCCCAAGCCCCCCAAGGACGGCGAGAUCGAGGACGACGACGCUGACCUCGACGAGCUCGACGAGCGCCUGGAGCUCGACUACCAGAUCGGCGAGGACCUCAAGGACCGCAUCAUCCCGCACGCCGUCGACUUCUUCACCGGCAAGGCGCUGCAGUACGAGGACAUGGACGACCUCGACGACGGCGACUUCGAGGACGACGACGACGACGAGGAUGAGGACGACUACGACGAGGACCAGCCCGCCCGCCGCUCGCAGCUCGGCGCGAGCGCCGGAUCCCAGCUGGGCGCCAGCGCCGGCUCCCAGCAGCAGGAGUGCAAGCAGCAGUAG
Pseudozyma flocculosa PF-1 is the source of this 1266-nucleotide messenger RNA. RefSeq lists its product as uncharacterized. Bases 1 to 1266 code for a protein of 421 amino acids. Gene Ontology annotation, molecular function: chromatin binding; histone binding. Gene Ontology annotation, cellular component: nucleus; chromatin. The transcript is spliced from 3 exons. Gene Ontology annotation, biological process: nucleosome assembly. The record is from RefSeq and is a predicted model, not a curated record. NCBI's taxonomy places the organism in Eukaryota, Fungi, Basidiomycota, Ustilaginomycetes, Ustilaginales, Ustilaginaceae.